Branchiostoma belcheri (Belcher's lancelet) is the source of this 9451-nucleotide messenger RNA. RefSeq names its product transformation/transcription domain-associated protein-like. Gene Ontology annotation, molecular function: protein binding; transcription coregulator activity. The record is from RefSeq and is a predicted model, not a curated record. The coding region runs from base 110 to 9451 and encodes 3113 amino acids. The transcript has 86 exons. Gene Ontology annotation, cellular component: SAGA complex; NuA4 histone acetyltransferase complex; nucleus. Gene Ontology annotation, biological process: DNA repair; regulation of DNA-templated transcription. Lineage: Eukaryota; Metazoa; Chordata; Leptocardii; Amphioxiformes; Branchiostomatidae.
CACUCAUUCAUCGUCCCAAAAUGGCGGCGCUUGGAUUUUGAGAAGAAAAGGAACGCAAGUUUAGUCAAUUUAGUUUCCAGCUGAGCUUCGGAAGUGACAGGUUGCUGCCAUGGCAACGGCCACGCCCCACGCGACGGUGAUCAGUCCGCAGGAUCUGUUGGCCCAGAUGAACAAAUACCGGAGUUACGCUGCGAUCCUGGCCGACACUAACCAACAGGAUGAACACAGAUUGAAGGUUGCACAAGAAAUCAGUGAAAAUUUUGAGUCCAUCGUGACCUCUGGUCAGUACCAGUCUUUCUUGGAGCACGCCAUUCCGAGAUUCCUCAAGGUGCUACAGGAAGGUGACACUAUUUUCGUGCAGGAAAACCCUAUUCAGCAACUGCGGAAACUCCUGUUGGAGAUUAUCCACCGGAUCCCGACAAACGACCAUUUCCGUAUCUACGUCAGCAAAGUGCUCUCUCUCAUGUUCCAGCUUAUAGAGAGAGAAAAUGAGGAGAAUGUUCUGGUCUGUCUGCGGAUCAUCAUCGAACUUCACAAGCAGUUCCGCCCACAGAUCCAGCCCGAGAUCCAGCAUUUCCUUCACAUGGUGAAACAGAUCUACAAGGACCUGCCUGCAAAUAUGAACGCGAUGUUUGAGAAGCCGAUCAACGUGACGCUUGACGCAGCGACCGGACAGCCGGUGGUCCUCCCACUGUCCGGAACCGUCACCGUGCAGACAGAGAAGGCCGACGGCAGCAAAGAAACUCUGACGGUCCUGUCUAAGGGAAUCAACUCGCUGAAGGUUCUGGCAGAGUUGCCCAUCAUUGUUGUCCUGAUGUACCAGUUAUACAAGCAGAACGUGCACAGCGCAGUGGCAGAGUUUAUUCCUCUCAUCAUGAACACCAUUGUCCUCACACCUUCUGCACAGGCCAGAGCUUCCCCCCAGUUUAACCGUGAGCUGUACGUGGAUUUCGUCGCUGCUCAGAUCAAGACUUUGUCUUUCCUGGCUUACAUCAUCCGCAUCUACCAGGAGUCUGUGACGACCUACGCUAACCAGAUGGUGAAGGGCAUGCUGUCCUUGCUGACCAACUGUCCCCAGGAGGUCACACACCUGCGCAAAGAGCUGCUCAUCGCCGCAAGACACAUCCUCGCUACAGACCUGCGCAACAGAUUUGUUCCGCACAUCGACCGUCUGUUUGACGAGAAAGUAUUGAUAGGAACAGGCUGGACCACUCGGGAAACUCUCCGUCCCCUAGCCUACAGUACCCUAGCAGACCUGGUGCAUCAUGUAAGGCAGCAUCUACAACUAUCAGACCUGGCGCUGGCCGUGCACCUCUUCUCCAAAAACGUACAUGACGAUCUGCUACCCAGCAGUAUACAGACCAUGUCCUGCAAGCUGCUGCUGAACCUGGUGGAGUGUAUCAAGAGUGACCAGGACGGAGGAAAUGGCCGAGAGAUCCUGAUGAGGAUGCUGGAAGUGUUUGUUCUGAAGUUCCACACCAUCGCAAAGUUCCAGCUGCCCGGCAUCUUCGCUAAAUGUGACAAGGAGAAGGAGGAAGAAAAGUCAAAACCCGCUGGUGGACAGUUCAACAACUUCUCAGUCUCGGACUGCCGCAGUCUGGUCAAGACCCUGGUGUGUGGGGUCAAGACGAUCACAUGGGGAGCUCAGUCUUGCAAAACACCUGGAGAAACGUCAUUCGGCCCCAGUAAACAGUUCCAGCCGAAGGAGACAGCGAUUUUCUCGGCGCUGGUGCGACACGCUCUGUGUGCCCUGGACAUCUACCAGAUCAACGUAACGCCUUCGGGACAGCCGUACAUAAGAGCACAGAACUCCCAGACUGUGCGUAUGAAGGAAGAGAAGGACGUACUGGAGCAUUUUGCGGGAGUGUUCACGAUGAUGAACCUGCUCACAUUCAAGGAAAUCUUCUCCACAACCAUCGAGUUUAUGGUAGAGAGAAUCUACCACAACUACGCGCUCCAGAUCGUGGCGAACACGUUCCUGGCAAAUCCCUCGACCUCCGCGACCUUUGCCACCAUCCUGGUCGACUACCUCCUGGACCGACUGGAGGAAAUCGGAUCUGCCAACAUUGAGAGGUCCAACCUGUACCUGAAGCUUUUCAAGUUGGUUUUCGGGUCUGUUUCGCUGUUUGCUGCUGAGAAUGAACAGAUGCUCAAGCCCCACCUACACAAGAUUGUGAACAGUUCCAUGGAGCUCGCUCAGACGGCCAAGGAGCCGUACAACUACUUUCUGCUGAUGCGGGCGCUUUUCCGGUCCAUCGGAGGAGGCAGCCACGAUUUGCUGUAUCAGGAGUUUCUGCCUCUGCUGCCUCAUCUGUUGCAAGGUCUGAAUAACCUGCAAAGCGGUCUCCACAAGCAACACAUGAAAGAUCUCUUCGUCGAGCUUUGCCUGACCGUCCCAGUUCGCCUGAGUUCCCUCCUACCGUACCUUCCGAUGCUGAUGGACCCUCUUGUGUCUGCCCUCAACGGAUCGCAAACCUUGGUGAGCCAGGGUCUGCGAACACUGGAGCUGUGUGUGGACAACCUGCAACCUGAGUUUCUGUGGGACCACAUUCAACCAGUUAGGGCAGAACUCAUGCAGGCGCUGUGGCGAACCCUACGGAAUCCUGCGGAGAACAUCGCCCAGGUGGCGUUCCGAGUUCUCGGGAAGUUUGGGGGAAACAACAGGAAAAUGCUCAUGGACCCACAGAAGCUGACCCCCCAGGACACAGAUGUGGCCGGACCCUGCAUCACCAUCAACUUCCUGGACUGCAAACAGCCCAUCAACCUGCCUGUCGACAAGGCGCUCGAGGUCAUCAAGGGCUUCCUGGUGGGCAUGAUGAGCCUGGAGGACAACAAACUGUCUCUGCACCAGCUGCUGGCACACCAGAGUUUUGCAGAGCGAGAGAUCCCACCGCCCCCCUCCCCCCUGUACAAGUGCCCAGACUCCAUGGCCAGGAAGGCUUUCGAACAGGCACUGGCAGGAGCCAUGAUGUGUGCAGUGAUAAAGGACCUGAGAGCCAGCUCUCUGCCUUUCGUGGCCAACAUCAUCAGGCACUACACCAUGGUGGCCUUGGUGCAGCAGUGUGGCCCUUUCCCGUUGUCUGGAGGUGCAGAGACAAACCGAGGAAUGGAUCCUCUGGUGAUUGUGGACGCCGUGGCUGUGUGCAUGUCGCAUGAGGAGAAAGAGCUCUGCAAGAUCGGGGAGAUCGCCCUGGCUAUCAUCAUAGAAGUCACCGCUACCGUGCUGGGCUCCAAGGAAAAGGCAUGCCAGCUGCCCCUGUUUGAGUACAUUGUGGAGCGUCUGUGUUCCUGCUGUUACGAGAGGGCCUGGUACGCAAAGUACGGCGGGUGUGUAGCGAUCCGGUUCCUUCUGGAGCGCACAUCUCUAAGGUGGAUCCUGGAGCACGAGCUGACCUUCCUCAAGGCUCUCUUCUUCGUCCUCAUGGACCUGACCGGAGAGGUGUCCAGCGGCGCCCUUGACCUUGCCAAGGCCGACCUUGAGAAGCUGCUGAAGAUGUGUGCCACGCCCAUCCAGCCGACGCCCGGCAACCGGGCGCUGCUGGCCGCGCAGGAGAAAGCCUUCAGGGAGGUCACCUUGGAGCUGGUGCGCGAGGUCACCUCCUCCAACAACAUGGUCAGGCAGCAGGCGAUGCACUCUCUGCGAGUUCUGGCCAAAGUCACCGACAAAACCAUCACAGCCAUCAUGGAGCCACACAAAAAUGUUCUUGAAGACAUGAUUCCUCCCAAGAAGCACCUGUUGAGACAUCAGCCUGCCAACGCACAGAUCGGACUCAUGGAGGGGAACACUUUUUGCACCACGUUGCAGCCCCGACUCUUCACGAUAGACCUGAAUAUCAUGGAGCACAAGGUUUUCUUCACCGAGUUAUUGAAUCUGUGUGAGGCUGAGGAUUCGAUGUUGAUCAAACUGCCCUGCUACAAGAACAUGCAGUCCCUGACCCCACUGCGCAUCAGCGCACUCAAUGCCCUGGCAGCCUGCCACUACAUCCCUCAGGUGCGGGAGAAAAUCUUCACUGUCCUCUUCAAGUCUCUCAACUCCAGCUCAGAGGAGCUGCAGACAGCCGCCAUGAAGUGUAUGAAGGAUUUCCUGAAGCACCAACAGAUGGAUGCAGAAACGAUCCACAACGCGGUGCGGCCACUACUGAUGGUUUUGGGAGACUACAGAAGCUUGACUCUGUCGGUCAUCAAACGUCUCACCAACGUCACAACUCUGUUUCCUAACGUCUUCAACGAGAAACUCUGCGAUCAACUCAUGGCCCACCUUAAGAAGUGGAUGGACGUGGCCAUUAUUGCACAGAAGGGGGGACAGCGCACCGAUGGAAAUGUGAUAAAGGUGUGUGCAGCGAUCAUCCACAUGUUCCACACCAUCCCUGCCGCCUCCAUCAAGAUGAUUGACCCUCUGGUGACCUUGGUGCUGAAGGCAGAACGCGCUCUGCUGCUCGAGAUUGGUAGUCCGUUCCGAGACCCCCUGAUGAAGUUCCUUCUGCGUUACCCUGCCCAGAGUGUCGACCUCUUCAUCCAAGAAGCACACCUCAAGGAGCCUCAGACCAACAGGACUUUCACUGCCAUGCUGAAGAGAGAAGAGGCCAAACCUUUCCGAGACGUGAUCCAGGCAAACCCACUCAAACUGGCAAAUGUUGCGCUGAGCACAGGUGGUUUGCGGCCGGGAAGUCCGAAUUACCUGACCCAGCAGGAGCUCCAGUAUCAGGCCAUCCACAUCUACAGUAUUCUGGUGAAGCACGACCCGGCCUGGCUGAGCAAGCAUCCCAUGCUGAUGAGCCACCUGAAGCAGAUCUGGAUAUCAGAUGACUUCCAGGAGAAACACAGCAAGGAGCAGUUGAGCAUCUCGUACUGGCGGGAACCCAAGCUGCUCGUCAAGUGUCUCCUCAGCUGUGUCAAGCAGAACCCCGGGGAGGUUGAGCUGCUGUUCCAGCUGCUGAGGGCGUUCACCCUGCGCUUCAUCUCCAACUUUCACUUUCUCAAGACGUUCCUGGAGGAGGAGCUCUACAAGGUGACGAGUAUAGACCAGAAGAGGACCAUCUUCUUGGAGUUUGUGAAGCUGUUCCACGACCAGAGUUUUCCUCAAGAGCUUAAAGCAAAAGCUCUACAGCACAUCCUGAUCCCCAUGUUCAGCACAGCUUUCCAGAACGGACAGGGGGAGAAGCUGAUCGGAGGCCCCCCAACCCCAGAGUCUGAUGAUGAAACCAACCUCAUCAGUGUCUUCAUCAAUAAAGUUAUCGACCCUGAGAACCCAUACGGACACACGGAUGCCGUGAGGAUUUUACUACUGCAAUUCUCGGCUUUGCUGGUUGAACAGGCUUCUCCACACAUCCAUGACGCAGCCAACAAGAGACAAGGAAACAAGCUACGCCGGCUGAUGACAUUUGCCUGGCCGUGUCUCCUGCCCAAGAACUGUGUGGAUCCGGCUACCAAGUACCACGGCCACCUACUGCUGUCUCACAUCAUCGCCAAGUUCGCCAUACAUAAGAGGAUUGUCCUGCAGGUGUUCCACAGCCUACUGAAGGCCCAUGCACUGGAGGCCAGGAAAGUGGUACAACAGGCACUGGAGAUUCUCACACCGGCCAUGCCUGCACGCAUGGAGGAUGGAAAUGCGAUGCUGACCCACUGGACCAAGAAGAUUAUAGUAGAGGAGGGGCACACUGUGGCACAACUAGUGCACAUGCUCCAACUGCUGGUGCGUCACUAUAAGGUGUACUAUCCAGUCAGGCACCACCUUAUUCAGCACAUGGUCAGCUCUAUGCAGAGGUUGGGCUUCACUCCGAGUGCGUCAAUUGAGCACCGGCGUCUGGCCGUGGAACUGUGUGAGGUCAUCGUGAAGUGGGAGAUGCAGAGGGUCAAGGAUGAACAGGAGCAGCAGACUGAAGGGGAGAUCACCCCCUUGGAGGGCGUCUCCGUGCCGACGACCUCGCAGGUCAAGCGUGCCAUGUCGGUGGAGUCUCCGCAGGACUCAAAGCGUGUCCGACACUCGUCACAGACGGCUACGCCGUCCCGAAAUCCGCAGGUGGAACUCGUCAGCAAACCCAUUGAGAAAAUCCACGCUGACAACGUGGUCAACUUCCUGGUCAAGAUUGCCUGCCAGGUGAACGAGGCGUCUACAACCCAGGGUUCUCCAGGUGAGAUGCUGUCCAAACGCUGCGUCUUCCUGGUGAAGACCGCGCUGAAACCCGAUCUCUGGCCCAACUCCGAGCUAAGGCUGGCCUGGAUAGACAAACUGCUUAUGACCAUUGAUCAGAGCGGACAGGCGAACUUUGCCAACAUCUGCACAGCCCUGGAGCUGCUGACAUACCUGCUGGGAACCCUCUCACCACAGAACAUCCUGGCCACAUUCAAACCCCUGCAGAGGGGCAUCGCAGCAUGCAUGACCUGUGGAAACCAGAAGGUGGUGAGAUUUGUCCAACAGCUACUGGCCAAACUGAUGAGCAUCUUCCCUACUGAACCAAGCACCUCGAGUGUUGCAUCCCAGUAUGAGGAACUGGAAUGUCUCUAUGCUGCAGUCGGCAAAGUCAUCUACGAGGGGCUCACCAACUAUGAGAAAGCGGCAAAUGGCAGCCCGUCCAGCCUGUUUGGUACUCUGUGGAUCCUGAAGUCUGCUUGUGUCAACAAUGCCAGCUACAUAGACAGGUUGAUCUCUGUGUUCAUGCGGACACUACAGAAGAUGGUGAGGGAACAUUUGACACCUGCAGCAGCCGCUGGAGAGGGAACUGCAACAGUGUCCAGUGACCUGAUAAUCCUGAGCCUGGACCUGAUAAAGACCCGAGUGGCCGUCAUGAGCGCGGAGAUGAGGAAAAACUUCAUCCAGGUGAUCCUGACUCAGCUGAUCGAACGCUCGCCCGACGCUAAGAUCCUCAAGGCCAUCACAAGGAUCAUGGAGGAGUGGAUCAAGAUUAAGGGUCCCAUGGCUGUUAACGCCACCCCCACCCUGAAAGAGAAGGCCCACCUCCUCACCAAGAUGAUGCACUUCACCGAGAAACGCUUUCCUGACGACAACGAACUCAACGCACAGUUUCUGGAGCUUGUCAACUAUAUCUACAGAGAUGAGUCAUUACGAGGAAGUGAGCUCACAGUUAAGCUGGAACCAGCCUUCUUGGCGGGCCUACGGUGUGUGCAGUCCCACAUCAGGGCCAAGUUUGUGGAGGUGUUCGACCAGAGCAUCCGAAGGCGCCUGUACGACAGGCUACUGUACAUGACCUGCUCACAGAACUGGGAGUCUAUGGGCACACACUUCUGGGUCAAACAGUGCACUGAGCUUAUGCUAGCUGUCUCCGACCGUUCCACCCCAGUCUCGAGCCAUUCCCAGCUCUCCAUGCUCCCGUCCAUCACUCAUGUCAUAAACCUGGCGGACAGUCGGGACAAGAUGGCCUUCGCCAUGGCGAUGAGGGUCAAGGAAGAGCCCAUGGACGUGGAGGGGGAAAAACAAGAGGAGGAUAUGGAGAUUGACAUUGAGCUCACCUCAGACGAGGGGAAGUCGAAGGACGCGUCGGGUCGCGAGGAGGUCAGCAAGGGUGACCUCCGACACCAGCUGAGCGUGCUCACUAACCGACAUGGGAAGUUCCUCGAGUCACUCAAGGAGGUCAAGACGACGUCGUUCCUGACAGCGGUGUCGCAGCUGUGCCACUACAGCACCCAGCUGUCACACAGCACAUGGGUGGAGCUGUUCCCCAGGCUGUGGAAGGUGCUCAGCGAGAGACAGCAACAGCACCUUGCGGGAGAGCUGGGGCCGUUCCUGUGCAGUGGUUCCCACGUGUUCCAGAAGGAAUGCCAGCCCAGUGCCAUCCACACAUUUGUGGAGGGGAUCUCUCGCUGUGUGCCGCCUAUCCCCAUCAGGCCCUGUGUGCUCAAGUACCUGGGUAAGACCCACAACUUGUGGCACCGCUCGACCCUGAUGUUGGAACAGAGCGCCUUCGAGAGCGGGUUUAGCACACAGAGCAAGAACAAACAGGCAAACGAGUACUAUGAACAGGAGGGCAUCACUCCUCCACAACAGGAGACCCUUGACAUGCUGUCAGAGCUGUACUCCCUGCUGAGGGAAGAGGACAUGUGGGCUGGACUCUGGCAGAAGAGAUGCAAGUUCCCUGAGACUGCCACUGCCAUCGCUUAUGAACAACAGGGGUUCUUUGAGCAGGCUCAGACCACAUAUGAAGGGGCGAUGACAAAGGCCAGACAGGACCACAACAGCAGCUCAGCUGCACCAAACAUCAUCCCUGAGUACAGACUGUGGGAGGACCAUUGGAUCAGGUGUUCUAAGGAGCUGAACCAGUGGGACCUCCUGAUGGAGUAUGGCUCCUCCAAGGCCCACCCGAACCCUCACCUUGUGCUGGAGUCAGCCUGGAGGGUGCCUAACUGGGCCUCCAUGAAGGAUGCUCUGGUGCAGGUGGAACAGAGCUGCCCCAAGGAGAUGGCAUGGAAAGUCAACAUGUACCGCGGCUACAUCGCUAUCUGUCAUCCUGAGGAACAUCACCUAAACCUGAUUGAGCGUUUGGUGGAAAUGUCGAGCAGUCAGUCUAUCAAGGAGUGGAGAAGACUUCCUCUCAUUGUGGCCAACAUUCAUGUUCCACUGUUACAGGCUGCCCAGCAGGUUAUUGAGCUGCAAGAAGCCUCCCAGAUCCACACUGGUCUGCAGCCGGCAAACAUCGGCAGAAACUCCUCCCUACACGACAUGAAGGCCAUCGUCAAGACUUGGAGAAACCGUCUGCCCCUGAUCGCAGACGACCUGUCCCACUGGAGCGACAUCUUCAUGUGGAGACAUCACCACUACAACGCCAUCGUCUCCGCUUACGAGGGGCACGUGCAGCAUGACCCGCAAAGCUCAAACCACUCGAUGCUGGGGGUGCACGCCUCGGCACAUUCCAUUAUCCACUACGGGAAGAUCGCCCGUAAGCAUGGCCUGAUCGGGACCUGCCUGGACUCUCUCAGCAGGAUACACACCAUCCCCAGCGUUCCCAUCGUCGACUGUUUCCAGAAGAUCCGCCAGCAGGUCAAGUGUUACCUGCAGAUGUCAGGGGUCAUGGGUCGCAACGAGUGCAUGCAGGGCCUUGAAGUGAUCGAGUCGACAAACCUUAAGUACUUCACUAAGGAGAUGACUGCAGAGUUCUAUGCACUGAAGGGCAUGUUCCUCGCACAGAUCAACAAGUCUGAGGAGGCGAAUAAGGCAUUUUCCUCUGCAGUCCAGAUGCACGAUACACUGAUAAAGGCCUGGGCACUCUGGGGAGACUAUCUGGAGAAUAUCUUCACCAAGGACAGGUUGCUACACCUGGGCGUGUCAGCCAUAACCUGUUACCUCCACGCCUGCCGCCACACCAACGAGUCAAAGUGCCGGAAGUACCUUGCCAAGGUCAUCUGGCUGCUGACGUACGACGACGACAAGGGCACGCUGGCCGAGGCCGUCGACAAGUACUGCGUCGGGGUGCCGCACGUACAGUGGUUGCCAUGGUAA